Molecule: messenger RNA, 1657 nt
Organism: Theobroma umbraticum
Lineage: Eukaryota; Viridiplantae; Streptophyta; Magnoliopsida; Malvales; Malvaceae
Source: RefSeq, a predicted model, not a curated record
UUUCCUCUCUCUCCUUUCCUUUCCCUCCUCUCUCUCUCAGGCAUGAUUUUUGUAAUUUUGAUAGGAAAAAUGAGCAAUGAAAGAUAAUUGAUAGUGGAUGAGUUUGUUACAGGUGGUUGCAUAUGGCGGAACCUUCUAAAGUCAUUCAUGUUCGCAAUGUAGGCCACGAAAUUUCUGAAAAUGAUUUGCUUCAACUUUUCCAGCCAUUUGGAGUGAUAACAAAGCUUGUAAUGCUCCGCGCAAAGAAUCAGGCUCUUCUUCAAAUGCAAGAUAUUCCUUCAGCCAUCAAUGCAUUGCAAUUCUACACUAAUGUUCAACCAACUAUUAGGGGGAGGAAUGUCUAUGUCCAAUUCUCAUCCCAUCAGGAACUAACAACAAUGGAUCAGAAUGCUCAAGGACGAGGUGACGAGGCUGUUAUCGGGCACACUCUGGAUGCACAGCCGAAUCGAAUCCUCCUGGUUACAAUCCAUCAUAUGCUAUAUCCUAUUACUGUGGAAGUGCUACACCAGGUUUUCUCACCUCAUGGAUUUGUGGAGAAGAUCGUCACAUUUCAGAAGUCGGCUGGUUUUCAAGCCCUGAUCCAGUAUCAACUGCGCCAAAGUGCUGUCUCAGCUAGAACUUCCCUUCAGGGCCGUAACAUUUAUGAUGGCUGCUGUCAACUGGAUAUACAGUUUUCAAACCUUGAUGAAUUACAAGUUCAUUACAAUAAUGAUCGAUCAAGGGAUUUCACAAACCCAAAUCUUCCAACAGAACAGAAGGGCAGAUCCUCACAGCCUACUGGGUAUGGUGAUGUAGGAGGUAUGUAUGCCCUUGAAGCUCAUGAAGCUAGGGCAGUUGGAUUUCCACAGAUGGCUAAUGCAGCUGCAAUUGCAGCCGCUUUUGGAGGAGGUUUGCCUCCAGGAAUAAGUGGGACAAAUGAUAGGUGUACAGUGCUUGUUUCCAAUCUAAAUCCUGAUAGAAUAGAUGAGGACAAGCUAUUCAACCUGUUCUCACUUUAUGGAAACAUUGUGAGAAUUAAACUUCUACGCAAUAAACCAGAUCAUGCUCUAGUUCAGAUGGGUGAUGGCUUUCAGGCUGAACUGGCAGUACACUUUCUCAAGGGGGCCAUGCUAUUUGGGAAGCGACUGGAGGUCAACUUUUCUAAACACCCUAACAUAACACAGGGAGCUGACACACAUGAAUAUGUGAACUCAAAUCUCAACCGCUUUAAUCGGAAUGCUGCAAAGAACUACCGUUACUGCUGUUCUCCAACGAAGAUGAUUCAUCUUUCCACUUUACCUCAGGAUGUAUCUGAAGAGGAAAUUGUGAAUCAUUUGGCGGAACAUGGCACCAUUGUUAAUACCAAGCUCUUUGAAAUGAAUGGAAAGAAGCAAGCCCUUGUUAUGUUUGAAACUGAGGAGCAAGCCACUGAAGCUCUUGUGUCCAAGCAUGCAAGCUCGCUGGGUGGGUCAAUAAUCCGAAUUUCAUUCUCUCAGUUGCAGACAAUAAGAGAGAACUCACAGUAAUAGUUUAAUGGUAAGGAAUUGCAAUGGUACUGGCAUUAAGGAUUCAUUAUUGCCCAGGAUAUUUGUAAGGGGUUGUAGGUCGUCAUUUAUCUCUCUUAUCGUGUAACGCUCUUCUAAUUGCUUUUAAUGGUGUUGGAUACUUUUUCGUUUAA